AUGUCCCCGUUAUCCUGUAUCCUCGCUCAUUUCCAGGUGGCCAUGUCCCCGUUAUCCUGUAUCCUCACUCCUCUCCAGGUGGCCAUGUCCCCGUUAUCCUGUAUCAUCACUCCUCUCCAGGUGGCCAUGUCCCCGUUAUCCUGUAUCCUCACUCCUCUCCAGGUGGCCAUGUCCCCGUUAUCCUGUAUCCUCACUCCUCUCCAGGUGGCCAUGUCCCCGUUAGCUUGUAUCCUCACUCAUCUCCAGGUGGCCAUGUCCCCGUUAUCCUGUAUCCUCACUCCUCUCCGGGUGGCCAUGUCCCCGUUAGCUUGUAUCCUCACUCCUCUCCAGGUGGCCAUGUCCCCGUUAGCUUGUAUCCUCACUUCUCUCCGGGUGGUCAUGUCCCCGUUAUCCUGUAUCCUCACUCAUCUCUAG
Messenger RNA from Candidula unifasciata, 414 nucleotides. The record is from the annotation of a GenBank genome assembly. Lineage: Eukaryota; Metazoa; Mollusca; Gastropoda; Stylommatophora; Geomitridae.